CUAGCGUUUGGGAUGAUGAUGUUCACGCGAGGGGCUUUGACUCGGCGGCGCUUCCAUUGGGAAGCCCAACGGCGCUUCCCAACAUGUUUAAAGGAGCUAAAAAGACAACAGUCAAUGACAUGUGCGGUUUACCAACGUUGCGGAGCACUUUGGUGACUGAGCAUGCGGGCCAUGCCGAUUCAGAAUUUGAUGACUGCGAACUUCUUGGCCAAGGGGCUUAUGGCAUGGUACAUAAGGUGCAAGACAAGGCCACCGGGCAAAGCAAAGUUCUCAAGUCCGUUGUGCGGCCGGAAGGGUGGGAUGAUGAACGCCUCAAGCUAGAGGCCCGGAUUUUGCAAAACUUGGACCAUCCGCACAUCCUUCGCAUCUUUUCCUGGUACGAAGAGGGGGACUCCAUCAACAUCGUCAUGGAGCAUUGUGAUGGUGGAGAGUUGCUAAAGGUUGUGAGAGAAGGGCGCCGACAAGGUGAUGCCUUACCAGAACGAUGGGCAGCUGCGAGCAUCCGUCAAAGCUUUCAAGCAUUGGUGUACAUUCACUCCAAAGGUGUUGUCCACAAAGACCUGAAAGGGCAAAAUUUGCUCCUUUUACAUGACACGCGAGAAAGUGGAAAUGUUUUUGCUCGCCUCCCUCAUGUUGUCAUUUGUGAUCUCGGCAUAGCUGAAAUUUGCUGCCGUGGUAUUUUCGGCCUUCGCGGCAGCAAGGUAGCAGGGACUCCUGCGACAAUGGCGCCUGAGGUUUGGUCAGGCAGCUGCGGGCCCAAAAGUGAUGUUUGGAGCAUGGGGUGCGUCAUGUUUGAGAUGUUCACGAACAAGCUUCCGUUUGAAGUGCGAGGGAAUGUAGAGGGCGCUGCCAAGCAGCAGGCCAAAUGGGUCGAGCUCCACAGCAAAGGGCCAAACUGGGACAUAUUGCGAUGCAGUCGUGAUGCUAAGUCGCUGUGCAAACAGCUGCUGACGUUUCGUGAGAGUGCUAGACCCUCCGCAGCAGAAAGUUUGCAGCAUCCAUGGUUGAAAAUGCAACAAGCUGAAGAAGUGACCUCAGAAGACUUCCAGAAGCUUUGCUCUGCAGUGCUGACGUGGAGAGACCGCUCACCUUGUCAGCGAGCCUUCUGCCUCAAGGUGGCGGCAAACUGCACCUGCAUUGACAAGUUCGCAAAGCUGUUUAUCAAGUUCGACACAGACAACAGCGGCGUUUUGGACACUCCGGAGCUAAUGUCAGCUUUGGUUUCGGUAGGCAUCUCCAAAGAGCUUGCCAAGAAGACCGCCAAAGCGUUGGAUGUGAACGGGGACAACUCCUGCGAGUAUCUUGAGUUUACGGCUGCGUGUUUGUUGUCGAUGGAGGACGAGUUUGAUGAACUUCUACGUCAGGAAUUUCGUGUCCUUGAUGUGAAGAGGGCUGGGGCUCUGACUGCCAAAGAGAUGGAGCCCCUCAUCGCGGAGUUGAAGGUGCUUGCAGCUGCUCGCGGAUUUGAGCUGGAGGACAUUGACACAGAUGGAGAUGGCCACAUCGACUUCCAGGAGUUCUGUACUUACUUCGGGCGACCGAACGUGACCUAUUCGCGCACAUUGGCGCAAGCCAAUGACAGUGCAAAGUUGAAUGGUGGAAGCAUGAAAAUGCCCAUGAAGCAGCAUGUGCGGAUCGUUGGUGGUCAUGGCAGAAGUGUCGAGAUGAGCAUGGAUCAAAUUCGGAAAAGCAUGGGAAUGCAACAGCCAGCUCCAAAGAAGGGCGAACCGAUGACUCAAGCCACGGAGAAGCCAAAGGGGAAAGUAGAGGAAAAGCCAGCAGCCAAAUCAGGACCCACAAACCACGCUACGGCAGGAUCAGGGCUUGGUGGAAGUGGGACCACUGGGAAGAGUAACAAGCCUAAAAGCUCUGCGAAGCCCGGCCAGGCUGCUGUGGAUGGUGUCGAAUCCAGUGCACGAGCAGCACAAUUGAAUGAGAAGAGGAGUGCUGGCGCCACUCCUGUCAUACCUGAUCGCAUCUCUGAGCACAGCAGGGCAUCUUCAAGAGAUACCUCUGGAAGCGGUCGCGCAAGAAGCAAGGAUGGUUCAGACGUCAAAGUCGAUCUGGCAAGACCAGCUGAAGAAAGAGACAGGAGUGCUACCCGACCAGAGGCUCAAACGAAGGCCAAGGCGGAAGCACCGACAAAAUCUCCAAGCCCCAGCAAUGCGCCAGAAGGUGGUAAUCAUCCAGCGCUUUCUGUGCCGGAGUCAAUCCAAUCAGGCCUUCAAGGCUCUGAGGCUGCGCAGGCACGCUAUGGCCCGGAUGGCCCAACCUGUGUUCCAGAUAGCGAUGAAGGAAGAGACACCGAAGCCGAACCCGAAGGCCAAGAAAGCAUCCAAGCACUUGCGGUUUCAGAUAUGGCAAUGGCUUGCAACCCCGACGGCGUCAUCCCGUAUAUGUCGAACAGUGCGUCUUCCAUUAUGUCGGCUGAUAGUCCUUCAGGAUGCAGUUGUGCGCCUUCCAAGAAGGGGUUAUGCGGACAAAAGCCGAGGAGCAUCACGCAAAACGGCACGAUCAAGUGCGGGCGCAUCACAGUUUCACUUUAGCAAGUCUUCGGCUUCAAUUGUCUCGUGCGCAUCCGGGAAUUUUAAUGAAGUUUGACAAGUUUGAUGCAGCCAUCCAAUGGCAUCAAGGCUUGAGGCCCAAGGCUUCAGGCGUGAAGAGUUAGCAGAGGCUAGCAAAGGCAUUUCUCAGGCCAAGGAAGUAGCGGGAUGUUUUUUCCUUGGCCCGGCUGAUGCGCCCGGCACCAGACAGGUGAGUUGCACAGGAGUGUUUUUCGUUCAUUUGUGCACGGUUUGC
Messenger RNA from Durusdinium trenchii, 2799 nucleotides. The record is from the annotation of a GenBank genome assembly. Lineage: Eukaryota; Dinophyceae; Suessiales; Symbiodiniaceae.